AUGGACAUUAAGGAUCUCAUUGAAAGUGUCUGUGAAAUAUAUAACUACAGGUUGAAGGUAUUUCGCAUCGCUGAUCAAAUUUCAGAAUUGGCCGAGCACGGGGUAUCUCUUCCACCAAAUAUGCAAUCCCUUAUAUCAAAAGAUUUUGUUGAACAAGGAAAAGCGCUUACAAAAGAACUCGUCAAUGAGGCCUUUUUGAUGCUUAGUGGUGCUGUGACCAUUGUCUAUCCUAUGGGUCUUCCUCCUUACGAUCCGAUUCAGAUGGAACUGAAAAAUGAGGAAGAAUUAUCUGGUACUCACGCUGGAACUGAGGUGAUUCCCUCCGAAGAUGCAGCACUGUGGUUUUCUGGAAAGGAAAUGCUACCAGGAAAAUUGUUGUCUGACUAUGUUGGAAGGAACGAAAAGACUAAGGUUAUUGUAAAGAUUCAGAAACGUGGAGCUGGUGCUCCCGCACGCGAGGCUGUUAUUAGCGAAGCUGAUCAACGAGCGUUAAUGGCAUAUUAUUAUCGAAGGCAGGAGGAAUUGAAGAAGUUAGAGGAGAAUGACGACGACUCUUACCUUAAUUCUGCAUGGUCGGAGCCUGGGCAGCUGAAACGGCAGUUUCAUGGUCUAAGUGAUAUCAAAUGGGGGCCAAGAUAA
Molecule: messenger RNA, 639 nt
Organism: Hydatigera taeniaeformis
Lineage: Eukaryota; Metazoa; Platyhelminthes; Cestoda; Cyclophyllidea; Taeniidae
Source: the annotation of a GenBank genome assembly